This is a messenger RNA of Talaromyces stipitatus ATCC 10500, 1176 nucleotides long. RefSeq lists its product as uncharacterized. Lineage: Eukaryota; Fungi; Ascomycota; Eurotiomycetes; Eurotiales; Trichocomaceae. The coding region runs from base 1 to 1176 and encodes 391 amino acids. The transcript is spliced from 2 exons. The record is from RefSeq and is a predicted model, not a curated record.
AUGGAGGUAGUCGAAGAUAUCACGAAUAGCUCCGAAAACAUUAGCAUUACCCCAUUCGGACUGCAAGAAGAACAAGGACAAUUAAGACACAACUACCGCCGUUACGGAGAAGUUGACGCUGCCUUACUUACUCAGACGCCCGGGGUUGUCCGAAUUGACACAGUGCUUCAUAGGCGAAGAGGAAUCCUUAUCACACACGAUACCUAUGAUUAUUUCCGUUUGUCAUUUGAAGACGAUGAUCACGCUCGCUGUUUCUUGGGGGAGAUUCUAGCCAAUGUGUCCGCGUCGGAUCAUGUGGUGAGAUUAUCAGAGCUUCAACUCGAGGAAAUAAAUUCUCAAUGGGACGAAAAUCCAAGAGUCAUUAAUCCCCGAUUUACACCUGCGAAUCUGCCAUUGAUAAUGUCGACUAAACUUGUUUACUCCCUUUCAACAAAGUGGGAGAUUGUCAAAACACACUACUACAUUGCCUUGUCCGAAACUAUGCUGGAUCAGCUGUGCGAGGAGGCUAUAUGUAGCGCAUCACUCAACGGUUUCAUCAAAGUAACAUCUCUACCGAUAAUGAAGGAUAUACCCGACAUAAGACAGCCAAAGAUGUCUGUUGAGCAUGAGCUUACACAGGCCCUCAUUAGUGCUAGUCUAACAGAAAGAUAUAAACCCCCAAUUUGCUCUCUUGUCGAGCGAUUGAUCAAUAUGAUUAAGGUUGGGCGACGGGAACGAUCUGAGCCAUUUCUCAACAUCUCAAAAAACUGGGCUCCACGCUUUCUACCUCGAGAGUCAAUGAACAAAAUUUCUCAGGCAAUUAGAUUCGUGCAUAUUGAGAAUCAUGACCCCGAUACCUUGGACAAGACUGAUAGGCAAGAUGGGUCUGACAAUGCCGACAAAGCUUCCAAUGCUCUUAAACCAUCGAACUCUUCGAUUCGCGGGAUGCGAGCAUUUCUUGUCCGCCGGCCUGUUGGGAAAACUUCGAGGACCUGCUUAGAUAAAGCAUUAGCUAAGUGUAUUCGUGAGUCGACCACGGCUCGCACACUUUUUGACAGAGGGGAAAGAUCUCGGACUAAACUGGAUAGCUUCGCGGACAAAUUAUUUUACUGUGCAAAUAGGUGCUAUACUGGGGAUACCAGAAGUCAUAGUGAACAGUGCUCUUCCCGCGGAAUGGUGGAAUUUUUGUUUGAGUAG